Molecule: messenger RNA, 3561 nt
Organism: Neopelma chrysocephalum (saffron-crested tyrant-manakin)
Lineage: Eukaryota; Metazoa; Chordata; Aves; Passeriformes; Pipridae
Gene: CUNH8orf48
Product: chromosome unknown C8orf48 homolog
Exons: 8
Coding region: 1439-2803 (454 amino acids)
Source: RefSeq, a predicted model, not a curated record
UAGUGGAAGGUGUCUCUGCCCAUGGCAGGGGUGGGACUGGAUGAACUUUAAGGUCCCUUCCAACGCCCCUGCCAUGGGCAGGGACACCUUCCCAUAGACCAGGUUACACAGGGAUUACAGCAGAUCGAACUUUACAAUUGUAAAACUGUUUAAAAUUUUCUGUAAACAGUUUUAUGUGCUAUUUAUAAGUAUACUUACAGUUUAUUACAGUUAUCUGCUGCUAUUUUGACAAACAGCUGCUUUCACUGUGGAAAUGAGCGAAUAUCAGUCGCAUCACAUAUUAUGAAACAUUUCUCGCUCAGCCAGUCUUAUGACUUGCUGAAAUUAAUUUUCUUGUUCCUUAACCCUUCCCAUGCUGCUUGUGCAGCUGCCACCUGGGUCAGCUGGGGGCUGGAGAACUAAUUCACUGUGUUUGCAAUUCCUAUUGUUUUCUUCAGCACACCAGACCUUAAUAACCACUGACUCAGUGGCAGUGUGAGAAACAAAAGAACUACUUAGUGUUCAUUAGUAUCUCCAGUUCAAAUCAGAACAAUUGGGACUGCAGCUGAGUUUUGGACAUCUCGCCUUGGGAAGGAAGGGCUGAAUUUGUUUUAGGGGCACAAAGUCUUUACAGAGUGUGCAGAAAGAUUUUGGGAGUAAUGGGAUGGGUGAAACAGGCAGCAGAACGUGUUCAGUAGGGAAAUGGCCAAAGUCAGCACCUUUAAACCAAAGCUGCCUAAACCCCGAGUACAGGACAGAAAGUGCCUUUUUCUACCUACUAUUAUCAUCACACUGGGUUCCCAUCUCUCUGGUGGAGGAGCUGUGACUGCUGCCAGCAUCUUUCCAGAGGGAUGUUGCCCACAUAUUUACUCUCCUUGCUUAAUGGGAGUAGGGAAAAAAUUGGAGCAAAAUUAUUUGGGACAAAGCUAUUUAGGUCCUUAAGUUCACAGGAAGAAGGGGUAUUAUUCAGUUUUAAAAAAAGGAUAAAAUAAGUAAGAACAAAGCUUUAAAAUAAAUCUGUUGCGUCAUAGGUUUCUGUUUGAGGCCUGUUUUGUGACUGGAGCUUGUAUCUGGAGAACUUUACCUCUUUUUCACUUUAGGAACUUGACUCUUCAUUUGAGAGUACCAGCUGGCUCAUGCUGGUUGCAUUUUCUUUUUUAUUUUCUAGAAGAAAUCUAGGCAGAAAAAGGAGGUUUUGUAUUUUGGAGUGGUGAGAGGCCUCAAAAUCUCAAAGCAAAAAUUUACCAUUUAAUUUUUUUUUUUUCAAGAGGAAUGAUUUUGUCCAAGUGUUCCUGUAAUUCACUGCAGGUUUGAAAGGAAUGCUGCUCAGGAUUCAUGGCUAAUGCUCGGUGCUGAUUGUUACUGUGCACUUACCCUGUGGAUCUGAACUUGUGCUUUGAACGUGUUGCCUUGAUCCAGUGGCUGAGUUGUGAUUUUAUCCCCCUGUUGUGGGAGCUAAAUGAGGUGUGAGCUGAGCUGUGACAGCCCUCCAUAUGUCCCCUGUGCUUGUUGCCCCGUGGGGACUGUCCCUUCAGACAGCUCUGGAAGCCACGAAAAGGAGCGGAUGGAGUUGAGCCAGAGUUACAACAGCUCUGCUUUGGACUAUUCAGAAGAUACCUUUGAGUCCUUCAGUGAGGAGGAGGAGAUCAAACCAUCUGGCUCCUGCUGUCCCACAGAGGAUUUGGAGGGCUCAGAUGUGUUGGAAAGCACGUCAUGGUUGGCAGGCCAAAGUCAUGCAGAGGAGCAAUCUGGAGUGGAUUCUGCAGCUCUGGAAAGAGUUGCCAUAGGAAAAUGGAUUGAUGCCAUGGGAAGAUGGAGAGAUCUAAAAAAUAAAGAAGCUGAGGUUAAACAGGACAACUCUGUCAGGAAAACUCAUGGUGAAAUUCCUGAAUUAUUUGAUGGAGAACUGGAUGCGCUCAGGUCUUUUUGCACCAGGAAGAUAAAUGGGAUGAACCAGCAGCUGAGCCCUGAGCAAGCAAACACGGGCAAGGCAAGGAAGCUGCAGGAUGGAGUCCCAGCAGGGAAAACUGGGACAAGAGAUGGGAACUGCAUUGUUCCUGGUCGGCUGAUGAACAGAAUCCUCCUGGAAAACACCAGAGAGACUGUUAAACAGGUGACAGAAGCUCAAAUCCAUGAGGCUUCAUCAUGCCCUGACUGCCAGAAGAAGGAGGCAGAGCUGGCCAGGAUUGCCUUUGUCAGGCAAAAAAAGGCUCUGAUGGAAGGUGCUUUAAUCCAAGAGAAACUGGAAGAACAGAUUUACUCCAGAGACAUGCUCACACUUCUAGGAGAAGCCCUCAGAAGCUUUCCCAAACCUUCAGAGGAUCCCAGGGCCUUGUGGCAAAGGCUGAAAGAUCAAAAACCGCCUGAAAAAAAAAAAAACUUGAAGCAAAGAAUGGACAUUCUGGAAAUGUGGAAUAUAAUGGAGAAGGAAAGGCCCAGCAGCACCAGGGCAGUGAGCUGGAAUCCAGCUUGUCCAGGAGACCAGCUGAGCCUGAACGAGUCAUGCCCAAAAAGUGCUUACCUGGCAGAACCCAAAUCCUUAAUCACACGUGGAAAAGGAGAAUCCAGCUGGUGCCUUCUGUCCUACACAUUCCUGUCGCACUCAUCCUUCUGUUUGCUCACUAAAUUUGACACAAUGCUCGAGGCACCAGAACCACAACCCCUUUCCCUUCCCCUCCUCCUCAAAGCCACCCCAGAAGCUGGAAUGGCUUUUCCUCUCCUAUCUUCACUCCUCUUCAUCCUCUCCCUUGUCUCUGCUCCCUCUAGUGUUCCCGUGCAGGUGCUGGUUUGCUCUCCUGCUCUAGGCAGGGACAAUGAGGAUUAAAUUUGGGAUUUAUUAUCCCUGCAUUUUGCAUAAGGUGAGAAUGACUUCAGCCUGCCUUGGAAGAGAAAAUAAUUCAGAGUCUCUGCAACCUUCAUUUCACCUCCUUGUGCCAUCACAGCCCCCACCUGCCACUGACCUGGAGGCCAACUCCAAAUUCAGUUGGUUUUCCAACCCACACUUUUAUCUUUUUGAUUUCAUUCUCAGUUCAUGGUUUGGGGAUUUCUUUCACAACCUUAAAAUUUCAUUCUAAUUCAGGAAGCUGGAAAUUUAGUAGGAUAUAACACCUGGGGUUAGAGCCUGGGGUUUUGGUAACACUGCAACAGCAUUCACUGCACCUAAAUAUUGUGCUCUAGUUCACUUUUGAUUCUUUGAUUCAGUCUAGAUUUGUUUAAUUUGUUUAAGUCUACCAAAGCUUUUGUAGCCAUGAGAUGUGCUGUCCUGCCUAUUGGCUGAAAAUCAGAAAAUAUGGAAGGGGACUGGAGCUGUGUCUUGGAAUCACUGGAUCACUGCAGGGAGAAUGUGCAAUUAAAAAUGGGGACUCGUGAGAUCUUUCCAGAGUUGUUACUGAAACUUGACUGUUUAAGGUGCUCUAAACCUGUGUGUUGUACAAUAUUUAUAUUCCAUGUGCAUGGGAUUAUCCAGAAAAUAUCUUUAGGGUUAUCAAGUCCAACCACCAGUCAGCACCGCUACCAGGGUCACCACUAAGCCACGUCCUAAAGUGCCACAUCCAUGUGUUUUCUGAACAUUUUCAGGGAUGG